CUGAUCUUCCUGCUUUAAAAGUUUACUGUCAGUCUGGGUGUCUCCCACUGCCCACUGUCUUUGAACAUCUCCACUGAAGACCAGCCGGAGCACCGACCAGACAUCCACUGCUGCAGUCAUUAUGCUCAAUUAUUAAUAGCAAAGGCGUGUUUCCCUUUAUGACAGUGAUUUUUCAUUGAUAUUAUAAUCUUUUAGUUAUAAAGAGCACAGAUCAGAAACUCGGAGCUGAACAUCUUGUUUGCAUCAGUCGGAGGACAAGGCAUUACCUUAAAAAGAGACCAAAUCCAAAAAGAGAAGAUCAUCUGGUGAUAUAAGGAGGAUCAUAUUGGACAGUUUAUUGGCUCAGUCGCAACACUUAUGGAAAUUCCAGUGACUUGUGCCGUGGUCUUCCUGCUGGUUUUUGGUGGGGCCUGCUGUGUGGAUGGCCGCCAGGAAGCCUCUAACGCAGACACCUCCAAGGGUGAUGCAGGUCAGAAAAGGCCGUCUCGAGCAACAGAGAAUAAGCCAAGCCGCUGUUCCUACACUUUCAUCGUACCUCAACAGAAGUUAACGGGGGCGCUUUGCGUGAGCACCGAGACGGCUCGUGUCAACCGCUCUGAGAUGGCGUCCCUGCGCGCGCUGCUGGACCGGCAGCAGGAACAGCUGGACACAGUGCGUGGGCAGCUGGAGCAGGAGGGCGCACUGGCUAAUGAGAUGAGAGUUCUGCGCAGGGAGAGCGUCAACAUGAACGCCCGCAUCACCCAACUCUACGCCCAACUGCUGAAUGAGAUCAUCCAGAAGAAGGAUCAGGCUUUGGAGCAACGGAGGCUCGAGAGUUUGGUACUUAAUGCAACAGCCCAGGUGCUUCAGGUGUCCAGCAGUUACAGAGACCUGGAAAAGAAGCAUGAUGCACUCACUUCUCUAGUGAGCAACCAGAGCCAACUAAUCACACAUCUGGAGAAACAGUGCCAGCUCAAGAACCCCACUAAAGCACCGCAGGAAACCACAUCACUUCCGGUUCAACAGUCUAGUGGGUUGGUGAAUGUGAACACAGAGCCUAAAGAAGUUGCCAGCAAUGUCCAAAGAGACCAAAGUGCCCCUUUGCACCAGGAACAGAGUCCUCCAGAACUGCUGGAGACCUUUGAUGGCUUGCCCAGUCUGCCAACAGACACACCUUUCACCAGUUACCCCGUGACUAAAUCUCCAGGGCCGUGGAAUGACUGUCAUCAUGUGCUGGAGUCAGGAGAGAAGACCAGCGGCAUCUACCUGUUGCGACCGCGCAAUACUAAUACACUUCUGCAGGCCUGGUGUGACCAGAGCAGAGCUCAGGGUGGCUGGACCGUUAUCCAGAGGAGACAGGAUGGCUCUGUCAACUUCUUCAGGACCUGGGAACAGUAUAAGCAAGGCUUUGGGAAUCUGGAUGGAGAAUACUGGCUGGGUUUGGAGCACCUGUACUGGCUCACCUCUCAGGCCACCUACAAGCUGCGAGUAGCCAUGGAAGACUGGCAAGGACGACAGGCGUUUGCAGAGUACGACAGCUUUCAGGUGGAACCAGAGAGUGACUGGUAUCGUCUACGAUUAGGCAGUUAUCAAGGCAACGCAGGAGACUCACUUUCAUGGCACAACAAUAAAGCGUUCACCACUCUGGACCGCGAUAAGGAUGCUUAUUCAGGUAACUGUGCUCAUUACCAGAAGGGCGGCUGGUGGUACCACAUGUGUGCCCACUCCAACUUGAAUGGGGUGUGGUAUAGAGGAGGCCAUUACAGAGGUCGAUACCAGGAUGGUGUUUACUGGGCAGAACUCCACGGAGGCUCAUACUCCCUAAAGAAAGUGGCCAUGAUGAUCAAACCUGCAUUACCGUCGCCAUUGCUUAUCACCUGCUUGACAAUGCUUCUGCUUCAGCCGUUGAUCGGUCUCUUGCUGAUCAGCCUUGCUCAUGGCGGCUACUGCCCCAUUUUGUUCAGUCCUCUUGAUGUGGUGGUUGAAUAUGGAGCUUCUUUUUCAGUGAACUGCUUCGUCAACAGCAUCACACAUCAGUUUGGUUUGAGCUGGGAGGGAUUUGAUGACACAAUGGAGGACAGUGAAGAGAUCUCCAGAAUUGUGGAUAAAGUGACAGACUGGGAGAUGAAUGUAACGUGUUACAUGUACUCUAAUGAAACACAGUGUUCACAGGAUCUUCCAAUUACUAUUUACAAGACUCCAGACAGUGUGUUCAUCAGUGUGAAUCACAAUGGACCAAUGAAGGAGGGAGAGCCGUAUGAGCUCCAGUGUGACGUUCACAAUGUGGCUCCUGUUCAGAAUCUCACUGUCAACUGGUACAAAGGACAGACUCUGCUGGAUCAAACCACCUUCACUGACACUAGCGAGACUCCAGUGAAUAAAACAGCCACACUCCUGAUCCGUCCAGACAGAGCUGAUGAUGGAGCUCAAUACAGGUGUGAAGCAGAGCUGGAUCUGGGAGCAGAAGGACCUCCUAAUUCUACAGAAUCAGCUCUCAAUGCUGAAGUUUACUAUAAACCACAACACUCCAGUUCAACAGAGACCAUCAUUAAAGACGACAAGGUCAUGCUAGAUUGUACAGUGAAGGCAAACCCGGCUUCUACGUACACAUGGGAUCAUCUGAAAGAGAAGAACAGCUCCUCAGUGCUCAAGUCCUCAGCACUCAGUCCAGGAAACUACACAUGCACCGCCACAAACGCUCUGGGAAGAGACAGCAAAGUGUUCAUCGUCAAAGACAGUCGAUGUCCUGUUCAAAUCAUCCCAUGGAGAGCUGUUGUGAGGUACGGCGACAAUGUUUCUGCUGACUGCAAAACUUCAGUCCUGCAUAAAGGGAUGGGAUGGGAAGCCAGUGAGGGAGGAGUGCCCAUGACCAAAAACCAGAGUCUGAUCACAUGGAGAGUGUCAGAACUGACAGAAUGGGACAUAAAGCCAUUCUGCUACAUAAACUAUAAAAUAGGCGAUGAGGAUCAGUGUCUAGUAGAGCUCCCAGUCACUGUUUACAAGACUCCAGACAGUGUGUUCAUCAGUACUGUGAAUCACAAUGGACCAAUGAAGGAGGGAGAGCUGUAUGAGCUCCAGUGUGACGUUCACAAUGUGGCUCCUGUUCAGAAUCUCACUGUCAACUGGUACAAAGGACAGACUCUGCUGGAUCAAACUACCUUCACUGACACUAGCGAGACUCCAGUGAAUGAAACAGCCACACUCCUGAUCCGUCCAGACAGAGCUGAUGAUGGAGCUCAAUACAGGUGUGAAGCAGAGCUGGAUCUGGGAGCAGAAGGACCUCAACCUCAUCCUACAAUUUCAUCAAAUCCUCUCAGCAUUGCUGUAUAUUUUGCUCCACAAAUUCAAUUUUGUAGCGACUGGUCACCAUUGACAGAGACCUCAUUGGAUUCAUAUCCUUCAAAUUUACAUUCUGUCGAGGGUAAACCUCGUCCAGACAUCUCCUGGAGACACAAAUCAUCAUCAGUCAAUUCCUCUAUGCCUCUUACCAGAUAUGAUUCUGGCCUAUAUGAAAUCAUUGCCAGGAAUGACCUUAGUACUGUCAGCUGUUCCAUGAACAUAACAGUCGAGUAUCCUCCAGAACUGAACUGCGACAAGAGCUAUGAAGUAAAAGAAAAAACACUCUUCAAACUUCCUUGCAUAGCCGAUGGAUUACCAAAGCCUGAAUGUUUCCUCUACAAAAAUGGAAAAAUUAUCCAGCAUGACUUUUAUCCCAAUUGGAAUGAUAGUGGCUGGUAUCAAUUAACUGCACAUAACCAACGCGGAACUAGUAAUUCUACAUUCACCAUCAACAUCCUAUAUGCCCCAGUGUUUUAUGACAGCCAAGAGAAAUUUGUUGUGGGAGAAGACAGCAAUAUAACGCUAGAGUGCUACUUGACUGGUAACCCAGAACCUGAGGUGUGGUGGAGCUUCAAAAAUAGGAACAUCUCCACUGGGAGGCGCCACAUAAACAUUGAGAGAGCCACGUCUACCAGUGCUGGAGAUUAUACAUGCAGUGCCACGAAUAAAUUUGGACGCAGUGACAAGACCUUUAUAGUGGAGAUAAAGGGUGUGGGCUAUGACUUUCCCUACUACAUUCUAAUUGGUUUAGGAGUAUGUGUACUGCUUGUUUUAAUUAUCCUUUUAGUGGUCUUAAUGUGGAGAAGGAGAAAAUCAAGAGGACAUUAUGAAAUACAGUCAGAAAUGCAGCCGUUAAGCAAUGGGGGCCUUAAGUGAGUUUUAUCUUGUUUUAAUAAGUUGAAAUAUGCUUACAUUGAAAAAAGACAAUAUACUGAACAUCAUUGAGGUUACAAUAAAUAAAUACAUUCUAUAAAUGUCUGUGGUGUAACGUGUGAAAGCUAAUACUGUACAGCAUGCAAAGCGCUUGUGUGACUAGGCCUAUAUGAUAUGGAUGAUAUUUCAGUGACAAGGAAGAAUGUUUAAGACGAGUA
Sinocyclocheilus anshuiensis is the source of this 4409-nucleotide messenger RNA. Its product is annotated as hemicentin-1-like. The record is from RefSeq and is a predicted model, not a curated record. Lineage: Eukaryota; Metazoa; Chordata; Actinopteri; Cypriniformes; Cyprinidae. The transcript has 17 exons. Bases 358 to 4194 code for a protein of 1278 amino acids. Gene Ontology annotation, molecular function: integrin binding. Gene Ontology annotation, biological process: cell adhesion.